CACCAGGCAAUGCAGUUACAAAUUCAAGAAGGCGCAAGGCUCGUGCUUGCCACUGUCACGGAGUCUAACACUAUCGCAACGUACGAUGGGAUAGCCACACGCCAAGCUGGGCGGCCAUCUUGCUUUCUCUUCGUACUGACAAUGGCGUAAAAUUAAUGUGCAAUUUCGGAUUAGUUUCAAACUUUAGAAGCCUUGCAAAAUGGGGGACAUGGAAAUUGUUAGACAGUUCAAUAGCGAAGUAUGUAUAUCAUCAUUUAAGCUUGUCCUUGCUUGAUUAAUGUUGUUUAACACGUUGUUAGGAGGACGUGUUUGUGUUAAUGCUUCGUCGAAAGUAUAUGCUUCGAUCUUUUUUCAGCUGUCAACAAUCUAUGAAACCAAGCCACCUAUCUCGAAAGCGAAGGUAGCUUCAGUUACCAGGCUUGCUGUUAAAGCCAUCAAGGUAGAUUUUGUCCUUCGAUAAACUUGUUUUUGCGGAAAAAAGUGGAUGUUCGCAAGGGUCCAACUUCUAAUCAUUGUGGUCUCAUUGCAGUAUUACAAGCACGUGGUGCAAAGCAUCGAAAAAUUUGCACAGAAGGUCAGUUGAAAAUAUUGUUUGACUGAAGCGGUAUUGUACAUUUUGAUUAGUAGAAGGGAUUGUGUUUAACUUGAAAAGAAACUCGUCGAGUAACUUUCGUCAUGUCUUGUUUUCAGUGCCGACAAGAGUACAAGAUUCCGGCUCUUUACGUAAUUGAUUCGGUGAUAAGGCAAUCCAGACAUCAGGUAAUGGUUGGUCUUAAUAUACUGAUUGAAGAGAUCUUCGUCAUAAAAUCAAGCAAUGUUUGUGUAUGUGUAUAUUGUGAUAGAUAUUUACAGAAGGCUUGUGUUGUAGGUUUUAUAUUAUGCAAAUUAUUGUGCGAAUUUUAUCAUACUUCCUCCAGAUUUCAUUUGUUCAAGAGCAUAAUAUACUACUUCCCUUCCUCUUCCUGCCUAUCUUUGUCUUACUUCCUGUAAUAGUAAUAACAUCAAUGAGUUAAAAUUCUGCUCUGGCCAUGUGGUGAUUUUAUAAUAUGCAAGCUAAAACCAGCUGACUUUUUCUUUCUUCACCAAUGGUUAAUAAAAUUCUUCUGUAUUCAGAAGUGACCUUUCUGGAUACCGCUUAUAAAAAUAGACCCUCCCACUUGUAAGAGCAUUGCGGCUUUUACAAAUGCUAGAAGGCUGGGGGCAGAGGGAUGAUGACAAUAACAUUGUGUUACCUUUGGUAGGGUAGAUGUAUUUUUUAGAAUUACAGUAGUAUCCCAAUUUCUUGAAUCCUCACUUUUUUAAAGCAAAUUGUGUUAAGGUUGGAAGGGGUUCAUAUCCAGUACCAGUAAAAACUCUGUUAAGGUAUAUGGAUAUGAAACUAACCCCUUGUCUGUUGAUUUGUGUGACAUUAGCUUAACCUUCCCUACGAACUGCAAAAUGUAUUUUAAUUAUUUUGGUUAAUUUUGUUUCAGUUUGGGUCUGAGAAAGAUGUGUAUGGACCAAGAUUUGCAAAGAACCUCACUCUAACAUUUCAGCAUAUCUUUAAAUGUAGUCCAGAGGAACAGGUAUUUUUAAAAGAUUUUUAUGACUCUACAGUCUGUCUGCCUUGUAAAUAUGCUAAGUUAUUUUAGCUUGGUUCUAAUGGACCUUUCCCACAUUCUGUAGCUCCAGGAGAUAUCUAUACAUCACCCUCAGAAGAUAUUUUUCUUAGACUCCCCACCCUUCUGGAAAUUCCAAUUAAGCUUUAUACAUUUCUUUUAACUUUUUGGGCUUCGAGAUCCUCUCCUCACCCAGGAAUUUCCAAUCCCCUCUGUGGGGUUGUAUGGAGAUUUUCUGAAACUACAUAUUCCACACCAGUGGGCAGGGGCGUAGCAAGAAAAUUUUUUACCAAUGAGUGCAAAAAUGUCAUGGCUUUUGUGUGUGUCGAAAUUGUAAAAACUAGCCUGUACAUUUUGUUUUAAAGGAAUGAUUUCAUUGUGGAUCAAAAAUCCUCGUUUUGGCAAAACCAUUUGUGAGACCCUGUGUACAUGUCAAAAUAUAACAUGAUCUCGCAAUCGAUCAUUUUUAAAAAUCUCAGCCGGUGUGAGGUUGACUGGUUGGCUAUAAAACUGUUAAUUGCACAUACAAUUGGACAUCAUGAUAUUAAAUCUGAACUUAAAGCUACCCUUAAACCAGUCUUAAAAGCAGUGGUCUUGAAUACUUAAGCCUUUGGUAAGGGGACAGUAGUAACUGUGUUUUAUUAUUAUUAUGAUUAUUAUUAUUAUUAUUUAUUAUUAUUAUUAUUACAGGGAAAGGUGAUCAAGGUACUGAACUUAUGGCAGAAGAGUGGCAUUUAUUCUCCCGAAGUCAUUCAGCCUCUCCUGAAUUUGCCAUCAUCUUUGUCAGAAGGUAAGAAUGAUCUGAAAAAAUGACUUUAAAAAUGUGACUCUCCACUGAUAAAACUAAGCUUAUGAAGUUUUGCCAUAAGCAUGAAAUAAAUAAAUAAAUAAAUUACCGGCACACUGCUUGAAAUCAAUUUUUUUUGCUGUGAAUUAAAUAUUUUUACUCUGGUUUCACUCUACCUGUUAAAUAUCAUUUCACUCUUUUUAUGAAUUUGAUCAAUUUGAAAAACAAAAUUAAUAAGAGUGAAUACAUGUAUUUUCAUGGCAUGACAUUUAUGAUAAGAAGCUGUACUUUACAGUGGUGAAAUUUAUUAGGUGAUUCCCUUGGAGUUCCUCCUGCUGUUAUGGUUGUAGUGUUUUCUUUUGCCUGACGUUUGAAGGUUGUAUUUUGCACGGUUAUUUUCUCAAUUACAAUGUUUGUUUGUUGAGGCUGGGGAAUGUUUCCAUAUGUACAAGUGCUUGCUUAGGUUCUACAAUCACAGACAAAAGUAGUUGGGAAGGCUGUACAACUUAACAGUAGUCCAUUUUAAUCCUGAAAAAAGAGAGUUUUCUCUUUUGCUAAAUAUCCCCCGUCCCCCCUGUUCAAUGUUGGGAUAUACCAAAACAAUUAUGCACACAAACAUUAACGUUUUGAUCAACAUUGGGCCAGGGGCAGGGGGAGGAAGGAAAAGAAGAGGUAAAAAAGGCAACCUUCCCAACACUUUUGACGAUGAUUGUAGGAGAAUAGGAAAUCAACUUUAAACGCUUAUAAAACUUGUCGCAUUUAACAUCUGAUUGAGAUAUCUCGCCCUGGAACUGUGCUGAUAAUGCACUUUCCAAAGUAUAUAAAAAAUACAAUAAAGGUUAUAUUUCAGUAAAAUCAUAAAUAGGAGAAUUUUGCAUCUGACGUGCGUGACAUUUCACAGCGUGACCACAAAGUCCACAGGGUGAAAACGCUUUCUUUUAAGAACGUCAGAAGAAAACAUUUAAGGCCUUUAAUUUUUCUCAUAAACCAAGAGACGUUUUCUUCGCAUGGGCUACAUAGAAAGAAUGGCCACAGGUGGUCUGUUUCACUAGAUUUAACGAAAAGUCAUGAGGGUAUUUUUCAGCAAAAAAUGGUAUACAAUUGCUGUCGUUGUCAUGUAUACAUGUAUCUUUUUCAUCAGCGGCAUUAUUCCUGGUUAACUUUUGCCGUUUCCUAUCAGCGAAAUAUUUUGAAAGGUGUUACAAAUAGAAAUGCCAUGAAGGCUGCCACAAUAAAGUUUUUUUUGCAUUCUGGCGGUGUUAAAGUAUCGUAGAAAAACGUGAUGUUUGUAGUUGCGAGGACGGAGUGAGAUAAGUGCCGAAUUAAGACCUUCUAGACUGUAUUUUCGUAAGGCUUGAAAGUUAUAUGGAACCUCUAUAAAAGAGUUCAUUCAGCCAUGUUCAGUGUUCAUAUAAAAAUUGCUGUGCUAGCGUCGCCUGUCAAUCAUUCGGUUAAUUUGAGAACAGUAAACAACAUGGGUUUCCACAUUACUCCAUCACAUUACUCCACAAGACCAACUUUCAAACAAGAAAAGGGUAAAAACAUGUAAAUCAUGUAAGAAUAUGGACAGGUUUUGUUGCAUUUAUCUAUGGAGAUAAAUUUAACAACUGUUUCCCAACAUUUCUCCAUUUAAACAGUACCCCAUAAAGGUCAAUUAGCAAAGUUAGUUUAAUUUUAACGCUAUCCAUGGAGUACUGUUGUAUUUUACUUAGAAUUAAGCUAAAAUGUCUAUUAAAAAACGUUUGGUUACCGUAAGUCCUUACAAAGCCCCGAACAAGUCAAUUAGGCUACUUUGUCGUUAGCGCUACUAUAAAGGAAUUAUUUUCGACUACGAAAAUGGAGUAAUGUGGUGUGUGAUGACUUUGCAUGUGUUACCCUUUUUAAUUAGAUUAACGAAGACAAUAGACGCCUUAUUCUAAAACAACUGCGUACUUUGUUGUCGUUUUCUGAAACCAGUUUCGAAAAGCAGUGCCACAAGGGCUUAACUAGAGUUAUUCAGCCGGAGAAAGUAGCCUCUGGAAUUUGGCAAAUCUCCACUCAGCCUCAUAGUUUGCUCGCCUGGCAAACUGGCAUGUGCUGAAUGUUGUAAAGAAUGGGGGAACUGCUAAGGAAGAUGUCAGCUACACUGUCGCAAUCCGAAUGAUUUUUGCGGCAAAUUGGUGAACGCACUAUAUCUUGCUUUAAGAUUUGGAGCAUAUCAGCCUAUGCUACAGUCAAUAGUUUUCACCGAAAAUAGUCUUUCAUUUGUAUUUUGGCCCUCUUCCUUUGCUCCGGAAAGAGCAAUAGUUGUACUUACCGGGUUGCAAAACAUGCCGAAUAUAAACAGGCGUGUGCACCAAAAACUGUCUUAGCAAGGUACGGCAAAUAUUUUUCUUCAACAGAGUACUGUUUACGAGUGUUUUUUUGAAGAUGUUUCUACUGACAAAAAGUUGUCGAGUUUUGACCUUUCACGGCCUCACCCAGAAUUUUCAGACAAUCACAGACAAAAGUAGUUGGGAAGGCUGUACAACUUAACAGUAGUCCAUUUUAAUCCUGAAAAAAGAGAGUUUUCUCUUUAGCUAAAUAUCCCCUGUCCCCCCUGUUCAAUGUUGGGAUAUAACAGAACAAUUACGCACACAAACAUUAACGUUUUGAUCAACAUUGGGCCAGGGGCGGGGGGAGGAAGGAAAAGAAGAGGUAAAAAAGGCAACCUUCCCAACACUUUUGGCGAUGAUUGUAGAACCUGUUGGUUUUCUUGUAGCACUACAACAAAAUAAUUUUAUCCUGCUUAUCAGUUUAAAUACGUGUAAUCUCAUGACAAACUACCAGUGUUAAAUUUGCAAACGUUUUUGGUUUGCUGUCAUCUAGCAGAGUCCCUACAAAUCAAAAAAACCUCCCUAAGAUCAAAGAGCCUUUGCUUGCAGGUUAUAUUUAGGCACAUUACAAAUAACUUUUUGUUUUGUUCAGAAAUGCUGCAUCCGUUAAGCAUUUUAAGUGAAAUAUCAAGAAGGUAGCUGAUGUAUUGGAUUCCCGCAUGACAAUCAUGUAAAGCAGUUGUAAUUAGUUUUAUUUUUAAACUUAAGCUUAACUGAUGAUUUCCCAUGUUUAAAUAAAGAUUUACAUACAUACAUACGUCAAACAACAUAAUUAGAAUCAAAUAGUGUACUAAGACUAAAGUCAAAAUGUAUUAAAAACUUAUAGAGGUAGUGUAUUUUUUAUAAAUAGUUCUUGAAAAUACAGUAGUUUAUUCUUCUGAACACCGUACAUCCAGAAAAAGCUUGACAUUCGCACCUAAAGAGCUUUAAGUUUCAAAUAUUGCUUGGUUUGGACAGGGUCAGCCUUCCGCCAGAGUUUCUUAAGUUGUAAACAGAGUGAUGCUGAGAGAAAAGACUUUGUAGAUAUUCCUGAGCAAGGUCAUUCAUGGUUUUGUACAUCAUUAAGGCUUUUUGUUUCUUUCGUCAGAGAGAUAGCCUCUCCCAGUCGAGGGUUGAGAGAAGGUGGUUUGAGCUCGUAUCAAAGGGUGAUUUAGUAAUAACUCUGGCUGCACGAUUCUUUAAUUUUUGGAGCUUAUCACUCAAGUAACCACUCAAACAGUCUCAGACAGGGCUGCAGUAAUCAAAAUGAGGCAUAAUUAAAGCAUUAUAAAUUUGAAUUGCAGUUUCCUUGGAUAUAUAAAAGGGCCGCACACUUUUUAGGGCACCUAUAACUCAAGAGACUUUCUUGCAAAUCUCUUCAAUGUGUUUACCUCAAGAGAGUUGAGCAUCUAUGGUAAGACCCAAGGAUUUGGUAUGAUCGACUCUCCUGAUAAUUUGGUCAUCAAUUCUGAUUUCUACAUCGUCACAUUGGGCAGAUAGUCUUUGUCUUGAUCCAAUAAUCAGUAGCUCUGUUUUAGCAACAUUUAGACUGAGCUUGUUAGCUUUCAGCCAACAGCUAAGGUUAUUUAAUUCAGGGGUUAGAGCUAGCUUAAGCUCUUUUAACUUCUUAGCAGAUAACGUAAGAUUGGUGUCAUCAGCAAACAUUCUUGGUACGGUGCCCCGCAGGGAGUUGGGAAGAUCAUUAAUGUAAAUUAAAAAUAGCAAAGGACCGAGUAUGUGGUACAUGCAAGUUUGUCUGUGCACGAUAAGAAUUUAACUUGAAAAGUAAUGGUGUGAUUUAUUAAGACUGCUUUUUUGGUGUAAUGUCACAAAUGUGUAUGUUUUUAUAGACUAUUUUGAACAUUCCCUUGCGAGCUACAAGGGGUUUUUCUGACAGGGAUUUAAUCGUGUUUUUGUACGUGCUCAUUUCUAACAGCUCAAUUUGUGAUUGUCUAUCCAGGUGAAAUGCCAUCCACUAUGGAUGCUGUUGAGGAACCUACUGAAGUAUUGCCUCAGAGUGUAGAUACAUCAAAUGUGAAUAAUCCCCUAACCUCAGCUCUUGAAGCACAGCGACAGGAACACUUACAACAGAUCCAGCUACUUGAGCAGAAAUUACAAGAGCAACAACGAAUAAAUGAACAGCAGCAGCAGCAGUUACUACAGCAACAGCAAUUUCCAACAAUCCCAGGUAUGCCUGUGGUGUCUGGUAUGCAGUUAGCGCCACAGGCUCACCAGCCUGGUUAUGAAGCCCCACAACAGUCUCAGGCCAAUACUGAAAGUGCUGUUAUGGAUGCUACAGAAACUCAAGGGAGCAGGGUUCUUCCAUCAGCAGUAGGGCUACAGCAACAGCAACCCAAGUUUCAACUGCAGCCCGAGGUGUUUGCCCAGAUUCAAGCUCUAACAGGUUGGAAUUUUGGCAGCUAUUUCUCAUGUUUUUGCAUUGUUACUGAAUGUUGCAUCAAGGCUUUGGUCUAAUAAGCCUUCAUAAGGAAUAAUAAGCUUUCCUAGUCUCUCAAAAGCAAAAGUAAGGCUCUGCAUCCUAAAAGAUUAAGAUUGAGGUCAUGUUCUUAAAAUUCUUUUUCUUUUAAUUUUUUGGUUGACCGUAAUUGAUGAUGAUCUUUAUUAUUUUACAGUCAAGCCAGGUGUGAUUAUUGUUGGCAUGAACUUCUUUGCCAACAAUGUAUUUUUUUGGGGGGGAGGGAGGGCUCACUGGUAUAUCUAUAUGGGAAGAAUAUUUUGUUGAAGGGUGGCUCAUAUUUUUAGUUCUUAAAGAGGCAUUUCAGGAAAAUUUUAGUGCUACUUGGAAACCCAACAUAGAUGUUUGUAUCUGUAACAGGAAAUCUAAACUUGUCGCCUAGAACAGGGCUGACAUCAGUUACGUUAAACAUGAAGUUUAAAAUGAUAAACACCAUUGUGAUCAAGUUGCAUUUAAUUGCAUUUUCUGCUUGAAGGAAUUGUGUUUAUUUGUUUUGAACUGUAGUCUCCUGUUUGUAAAAUUUUCCAGGUAUGAAUAUACGCAUGCCUAAUCAGGCCAGUGCACCAGACUCUGUGCCAGGACCUCAACCAUCAAAUAGUGUCCAAGGCGCUAAUGUUGAAGCAGGUCCACCCUCUGCCAACCAAGGCACAGCAUUUCAUGAUAGUACAAACUAUGGGGCUCCACCUGGUAUGCCUGUGUGGGCUCCUCAUGGGAUAGGACCUACUGGCAUUGCUCCAACACAGCAAGGUUUCCCACAAGAGGAGGAAAGAAGAGCAGUAAGUAGUUGGGAAACUGCCUACAUACCCCCCCCCCCCCCCCCUCAACUCAAUAUUAACACUUCUCACUUAGGACAAAAUGUUGGCAUAGGGGAGGGGUAGCUGGGUAGUUUCCCAGAAACCUAAAUUGAUUGGCAUCUUAGUUAUUCUGUGCGUGAAAUGUCUCAAGUAACUUGAGCAGGAUGCACAGUAGCCGCUUGUGUUGUCGUAAUAAUAAUUAUUAUUUCUCCAUUUCUGAUUGGUUUGAAUUCUCUGGCCAGAUUUUCAUAACCAACUACACUGACCAAAUUUAGAAGGCUUUUUCUUUUUUGUGGUGAUGGAUAUCAGUUGUCAAAUAAUAGCCAGUCAAAUGAAGGAAUGACAUUUCAGAGAACUUAGCUCCUAAAUUUCUCAGCGAGGGCUGCGUCAUGUCCCUCGCUUCACUACCCACCCCCCACCCUCCCAUUUCCCCUAAGAAAGUGCGCCUCUGGGGCAUUUUUUGCCUUACCGGCCAUGAAUGGUCCCUUACCUGCUGAGCUAAAAUUUAAGGAGAAUUCUGAUAUGUCAUGCCUAGACAGCAGCGAUGCAGUCCAGCUGUUUUGACGGUACAGCAUGCAAGUACAAAAUAGCUGAUCUACUGACUUAGGGUAAUCAGUAUAACAACCCCUUUCGCUCAUCAGAAAAAAUAUCAAAUACAAGGUGCAGAGUCAAGGCACUAAGGUUUGGAAUGAAAAUGCAGGGCAAGGCAUGUGCAGGAAAAUUCCUAGGAGGUGCUACCCUAACAUGUGAUUGUUUUUGUUUAGUCUGUCAUAGAUGAUUUUGAUUACGGAGAUGAUGAUGAUGAUGCAUCAAGAAUAGCAGAGCAAAGGCGGCAUUUGAUGGAAGAGGAAAGAAGAUUAAGUCAAGAGUCAGUAAAUUAAAUUUAGAUUUAAUAGACUUCGAAGGAACUUAUGUAUACUUCCUUAUUCUGAAACAAGCUAUAAAUAAAAAUAUAUAUAUAUAUAUAUCACGUCAGGCUGGAGGAUAUGUGGAUAUGUGGUUUGAGUUUGUUGUUGGUUCUCUCCCUUGCACUGAGAUGUUAUUUGCUGGGUACUCUGGUUUUCCCUCUUCUAAAAAACCCUCAUUUCCAAAUUCUAAUUAGCUCCAGGACAUGUAGUAGACAAAGAGCCUCUUUGUGGCUGUGCUACUGUAAGAAACAUUUAUUAAUUCUAUCCAUAAAGUUUGUUGUUUCCUGAGCCUGCUACUGUUGGUGGCGUUAUUUUGAACUCAUGGCUAUGGCGGCUCAAGUUCCUUGAUUGAUCAGGCUAGUUUUAUUUUCCCAUUUUUAAAAUUUUCCAGCAAUUUUGCAGUAAAGCCUCAAACUCUCUUUAAAAAAUGUUUGUUGUAAGGCAUUAAAAUAAAACUAAGCAAUGUGCCCUAAAUCAAACUGUAAUUUAUUGUUUCUUAUGUCUACAACACCAGUGUACUGGUAAAAAUCAUACAUGAAAUUUAUACAACACUGGUUAUUAAUAUUGCAGAUCCAAUCCUCGUAUGGUUGAGAUGCAAGGUGAAUUCCAGAACACUUUCAGACCAGUUGGUGAACUGCCUCAAAGACACCCUGACCCUGCUGGUAUGAUUACAGCAAAUUCCAAAACUCAAAGCAAAAAAACUUCAAAGCAGUUUGAAUGUUUUCUUUGAAUAGCUCAAACUUUGUCAGUGAUGUAAUAUGAAUGAGAUUUGGUUGAAUGGCCAGGAGGUACAUUCCCUCAUCCCUACUGCAAACGUUUUUUGCCUUGAUUUUUGGAAUAGACAUGUUUGGCUCGUAUACUUUGUUUGGCCAUUGCAGACCGAGUGAUGUUACCCCUGGUAACUGUUUCUUCCAAAAGUUUUGCUAUCAGCAUGCAUAAUGUGUGCAUAACUAAUGAAAAGACGAAAGCUCAUUCCCCUGCGAAUAUCAUGUGGUCUGAAUUGGGAAAAAAAACUGUUGUUCGUGGUAUGUCUUCACUAUAGCAGAAGGACAACCUUUUGGUUCACAUUUCGUUAAUAGUUUAAUUUCCUGCUUCCAGAGAAUGCACUAAAAGUACAAGUACCACUGCGUAGUACUACUUAGAGACUGUGUGUGAAAUUUCAUCACUACAGAGUAUCAGAGUCACGAUUUAUUUGUAAUCAUUUUUAGGUCCUUUUGGCAGACGAUCCCCAGAUCAACACCAGAGGGAAAGAUCCCCUGGUGACCGUUACCAUAAAUCCAGGUCCCCAAGAAGGAGAAGCAGAAGUCCAAGGUGGAGAGAUCGCUCACCUCGACGUCGAUCACGCUCACCCUAUGGAAGAGACCGAGACAGAGAUAGAGAUAGAGACAGGGACAGGGGGCGGAAUCGUGAUCGAGAUAGGGACUGGCACAAGGAUCGAGAUUCUGAUCGAGAUAGAGAUAAGGACAGAGGGAGAGGCAGUGAUAGAGAGACUGAGAAAAGACAUGAUUGGAUUCCGGUACCAAAGAAGGAGACUUUGAGUGGUAGGUGUUCUUAAUGUGUAUUUUUACCUGUCAACAUAUAUAAUCUUGCCUGUGACAAGUUCCAAAAUUUUCUCCUACUCCCACAGCCGGCCUGUAGGCUGGAGUGGGUCGAUGGGUUUGUAUGAUCCCCCUACUGCCAGAAGAAGUCUGCUGACAGGUUUUUAAGUUUACUUAUCUCAUUUCUAUUAAUUUGUAUUCAACUCAAACUGCAUAUGAUUUCCAAUACUUUCCAGUCCUCUGCUUUUGAUGAAACCUAUUUUUAUAGCAUGGCCUUACAUACAUUACAUGUAUUUGUUAUUUAACAAAAAAAUCAACAAGGAAAUGCCUUAAUAAUUGUGCUUUCAAACACAAACGACAAGAGAGUUUGGGAAUAACAAAUGGGGGCUUUAUUGGGAGUUGUAAACUGGUGGGAACCGAGUUGAAUUAAGAUAAAACUCCUGUGCCUAACUAGACGAAGGGAGAUUGGGAAAAGUUUCUAGUUGACUUGAGAUUACUUAGGUGAUGAUUAUUAACACAACAAGAGCUGUUUGGUCUGUUAAAAGAGAAAAAGAACCUAGCCAAACCAAAACCAGGCUGCAGGCCUGCACAACAACAUGUUCAAGAUAAAGUUCUCCUAGCUUUUGAAACUGUAGAUGUGGUCGAAGGGUGUAACCAUUCAAAUUAAGUCGAGAUUCUCUAUGAAUUUUGAUGUAGGGGACAAUCUGGGGUGAGUUGAUGGAUGUAUCAUCAAUCAUUCAUUUUUUUUAUUGUUGUGCUUAAGUUUGCAGUACCACAAUCUGGGUUGGACAUUUGGGAAAAUCAGUCACAAAGGAAAAUCUACUUGAAGUGUUUGAGGAUCAUAAGCUGCCAGUUUCAUCUAUUGAUGUAUGUAUUUAGGGGUUUCAAUUCUCUAAAGGCCCACAUUUGCCUAGUUGUUAACUUGUAUGCAGACAUUGUUUUCUGUUUCUUUUUGAAAAUCGACAAGCAGGCGAACAAAGUGAGGAUGGAGCAUAAGAAAAAUAAAAAGAAUGAUUCCCUUUACUAGUAGUCAUUUAAUUCCCUGCAGUUUUUAUUCUCAUAUGUGUGCUCAACAAUCUCUAAAGAGGAAACAGAGUCUGUCAACAGAUUAUGUAGAUGUACCCUUUCAUAAGAAAAUCCUACAUUUACCAAAGAGUUAGAGAGAACAGUGAAACAUCUAAAAGUUUUAAAACAAAUGGUCAUAAAGCAUAUCAGAAUGAUGAAUGUACAGUGUAGGCCCCCCAACUGUGGCACAAAAGAAAGAUUUUUAAAACAGUAAUCAGUCCACUGUUUUGUUGGCUUGGAAUGUGAUGAUAACGAAGAGACGGGCGGUCAGAAAGAAGUUUGCAGUUUUGUGGACUUGAUGUUGAUUGUCUCUUAGUUUCUGAUUCCAGCAUCUUGCUUGUUAAACCUUUUGUUUACCUUUUUGUCAAGGAUAGAACUGAUAGACUGUUCACCGUCCCCUAUUUUUUGGUGAGAUUGUCGAGAUCGAGCACUUUGCAUAGCAGGCACUUAUCUUGGUCUCAAGUGUUUUGAGUCUAGCCUGGAGAUGAAUGUCCAGUCCACUUAGGGGUCAGGGGAUGGUUUGGGGGGAGGUGCCACCUCCCCGACUUCUAUAAACUGCAACACCUAUCCCCUCAGUACUUAUUGAAUCAAUAUGGUUGCUCAUACUGGUAAGCCUGCAAUCCUGAUGAUCUUACAAAAACAUACUGUAGGGGACUGUGAACAGUGUCCAUCAACGACAGCUGUUGUUGCUUGAAUGUGACAAGAAGACAUCAAAAUGUCAGAACACUUCUGAAGUAUUGCCAGUAAACAACUUGUAGCAUGCAUAAUACUCUCUUGAUGUUGCAUGACAGAAAAGUAUGGAACUUGCUACAAAAUAGUUUUUCAUCAGUUACUAGCUAUAGCUCUUCAAAACUAAUGUUAUACACAUUUAUGUUUAAAACUUGUCCUUGUCCUUGCUGAGCUCUCAUAUCAGCCAUUCUUGUGUAUAGUUCAGUUUUAAUACCUUUAAAGAUAAUUUUAGACUAUUAGGUAUUCGUUAUGAUUUUCAGAACAUAUAUUUUCAUCUCUUCAUUAUAUUAAUAUAGUAUUUUAUUUGUAUGUGAGCUUACCUGCAAAAUAGCUGUUAAGUUACAUGUGAACUCUUAUGAAAAAGAUUGCCAUGUCUGUAUCAAGUAAUGAUAGCUGGUGAAUGUUAUGUUAUGUUGGGUGCUUACAGAGAGAAAAAAUAUAGUGAAACCUGGAUAUGACAAAGUGCCAAGGGAUUGUGAAAAUUUGUUCGCUUUAACGAGGUGUCGUUAUAUCAUGGUUCUUUUUCUUAUAUUUUACUAUUAGUGGGGCAAAGACAAUUGUUUGUUAUAGUGAGGCGUUUGUUAUGUAGAGGUUUGUUAUAUCGAGGUUCCACUUUAAUUACAUAUACUGACACUGUUUUUGUCUUAUAACAGAUGGUUCCCCCUAGAGGAUGUGCAUAUGUUGUCAUGGAACACAGAAAGGAAGCUUCAAGGGGGCUAGUUGUUCUAAAAAAUACAAGGAUGUAUAAUAAUACUCUCAAGGUUUGUAGUAAUUUCUGUUGUUAUAUCUUUUAAAGCAGCUUAAGCCUUAGAAUGUGUGCUGUUUCUCACUGAUCGAUUUUUUCAAUGCACGUAUCGGAUCAGUACUUGAAUAAUUAUGCCUGUCACUUGUUUCACACUAGUCUGCCCUGCCCACCUAUCUGUCCAAAUUGAAGGGGGUCAAGAGCAAAGAGGAUUACGUAUGUGAUAUGUUUACGCCAUUAAAGGGGCCGUGUUACGGCAGUCCAGUUCAUUUUGUUUAAUUUGGCCAAUUACUUGCCCUCAAUUGCUAUGGAACUUAAAGUAAGCAAAGAAAUAACAUGUAAAUGACAAAAUCAGAGAUCCGAGACAAACAAAUAUGUGUCCUGAGCAUAAUUUUUGAAGUUGCAAGCAGCAGGGAUCAACUUUGAAAAACUGUUAGGCUGAACAGUUUUCAAAAAAACCAUAAUUUCAAUCCGUUUCAGUCUUCUUCAGUUUUUCCCAUCCGUGGCAUCUGUUGUUUUUGUUGUGUUAUUUUAACCUUUCUUUGAUGUUUUAAGUGGUUAUUUUCAUGUUUCUCUUAAUUUAAUGGGCAUUUUGUAAUUACCUAAUUGGGCUGAAUUUCGUGACACAGCUCCUUUAAUUUUCUCCUAACGUUUUCAAUACACAAUCAAGAGAAAAGGUUAUAAGAAAAAAUAAAAUGAUCACCAAAGAGUAAGUGCUUUGAUCUUUUAGCAAAUUCUCUUGACUCAGGGGCCAUGAGGGUGAGAGGAAUAAUUGUUUAAGUAAAAUCCAACAAGUUGGUAAAAAAUAUCUAGACAAAACAAUUUUAGCUGGCAAAACGCGAUUCGUCUGCCGUUGUUUUGGUUUUCAAAGCCUGCGUUUUUCGCUACUAGUGGGCUAUAACAUAUAGCCUAGUAGCAGCUCAACUAAUCAGAACGCAGCAUUGAUAAUAGACCACUAGUUGGAUUUUACUAAAGCAGUAAUAGCUGUACUCUCAGGGUCAAUUAUGCGUAGCACAAUACCCAUAUUGCGCCUAUUCCUUUUUUUCGAAUUGCCUACAAUACCCGUUGUUUACCCUCCAAAUUUUUGUGCAUUUUGAGACGAUUGUAAAUGCCAGGACGAAUUGAAAGCAGUGGUUAUGCAAAAUUUGGGGAUACAAACAAAGUCGGAAUUCUAAAAUAUUAAAUAAUGUUAUUUUAUUGGUUGAGCACCAAAAGUGAACAGUUGAUGUGUUUUUUACAGUUGGCUUGGGCACCAGGAAAGGGAGUGAAAGGAAAGGAAUACAAGGAAUAUUUUGACACCGAACAAGGCGUGGCUUACAUUCCAUGGAAAAAGCUUGGAAAUGGUGUGGACUUUCAGGCACUCAGUGAUGGAGGCUGGAUUGAUCCAGAAACUCUUCCGCCUGGUACACAGAACACAUCUAAAGAGGGUCAGUUUUAUUUUGCUACUUUCCUCGGUCAGUUACUGCAUCAUUUAAGUUUUAACGUAUCUUUGAAGAACUUUCACCUUAAGUUUCUAAUUUUCAAUUUAAGAUGGCUAUACUGCUAAAACCUUUCAUUCAGAGCCGUAGAGAAUUAAAAUUGUCUCGCAAAUCAUGUUUGAGUGGUAAAGUUUUCGUCUUGCGAUCAUGUCUAUGCGUUUCGUCUGGCUUGAGUGUUGACUUAAUGUAGACUCAAAAUUGUGGGGAAGUUCAAAGAAAAGUGUGCAACAUGUGGUAUUAGUCAGUUACUCAAACCUGUUAUGCACUCUUCUUAGUUCUUGAAAAGUGAUAAUUGAAUUGAAAAAUACAAACAUCAUGUGUGGUUGUCUCGUUCUGGUUUAUCAUUACAGUAAUAUCUGGACUUUUGAUAUUUCACUUUCAGGUUCAGAGGCUGGCAGUACAGACACAAGUAAUACUAAGGAUGAAAAGGAUCUUGGAACCAUGAGCCAGGAAGAGCUUAUGAAGCUUGCAGCUGCACAAGCAAGCACUGAAGGAAAGGCCUCGGAGCAAGGCCCACCUGUAAACCCGUUAAGCCAGCCCCCUCCUCUUGCACCUCCUCCUGGGCCCCACAUGUUUCCAGGGCCCCAUCCAAUGGUACCUCCUCCAAUGAUGAUUCAGCCUCCAUUCCCAGGAGCCCCAGUGCCGCCCAAUAUGGUGCCUCCGCCGAAUAUGGCGGGAGUUCCGCCUCCAAAUAUGGCAGGGCCUCCCCUCCAUCAGUUCAAUCCACCUGGAGCCCCUCCUGGUAGUGUCCCCAAUGGACCACAUGGGCCGCCACCGCCAAAUCUUGCCAGACCUCCUGAAGGGGGACAGUUUCCACCAGAUAACAGCCAGUUUCCUCCUUCCAGCUUGCCUCAGGAGGGAGGGCAGUUUCCACCGCGGUUUCCAAACCGACCACAGGACGGUGUUCAGUUUCCUCCUCACGACAGCAAGUUUCCACCUGUUAAACCGGAAGAAGGAGGGCAGUUCCCUCCACAUCACCCAAUUGAUGAAGCUCACCUGCCAACUCAUCAACCAGUUGACCAGUUCCCUCCACACCAUCCCAGUAGAGAGGGACCGUUCCCUCCACACCACCCUACUAGACAUCACGAAGGAGGACAAUUUCCUCCUCCUCCUCCUGGUAGAUUUCAAGGAGGACACUUCCCACCAAUGCAUCAUGGACCUCCCCCGUUUCACCAGAGACCGCCCCACCAUAUGAGAAUGCCACCCUUCCAUCCGGGAGGACCAAGGUUCCCUCAUGACAUACCGCCUCUUAUGCCCGGUGGAGGGCCACCGCGUGGACCCGACUUUGGACCUCCUCCGUGGGGUCCAGGACCUGGUCCUAUGAGGGGCCCACCUCCUCACAGCAUCCCCCCAUCUGGCUGGCCAGACAAUCGACCACCUGAAGACGUGCGCAGUCUUGAGGAACGGGAUAAUCAGGGUCAGGAAGAAAGACCCGGAGAAAGACCUGGAGACAAGAGCAUAAUUGACAAAGGAAACCCUGUGGAGCAGGCGGAAGCCGAAAGAGACUUUCCUGGAAGACAGAGAAGGGAACAAGACGAUGGAGAACGCGAUCGUGUUCGUGAUCAAAUCUGGGAGCGUGUACGUGACCGGGAUGAUCGUGGCCGAGAACGCGACGAUCGCGCUCGAAAUCGAGAUCGCGAUGAUCGUUUCCGAAAUCGCGAUCGUGGUCGAGAUCGUGAACGAGACCGUGAUCGUGGUCGAGAUCGGGAUAGGGAUUGGGAAUGGGAUCGGGAUCGAGGUGAUAGACGUCGUGAACGUGAGAACUACCGGCCACGAGAGUUCAAUGGUGAAAGAGAUGGUCCAAGAGAUGCUUCUCGGGAUGGCCCGAGAAGGAGGAGCAGGUUUGAACCACUGGAGGAAAAACCUGUACCCAACCCGUCAGAGCCAAUAUUAAACAUUGUUAAUGUAAGAAAAGAAGAACGAUCCAGCGAGAUUACAACUUCUAUUGCUACUCAAAACUCUCAAAGUGAACUUGCACCAAGAGAGGAGGGCGAAAUUGUUGAAGGAAAUGAAAGUGAAUCUAUGAACGUUGCUGUUGAAAAUGAAACUGCUCACAAUCCCAAGGAUAAUGGAGUUACAAACAUUACUAUUGCCACUGAUACUCCUAACAGUUCUGUCGGCAGCGAAGCUGCAAAUGUUAUCCAUCAUAAUAAAGUCAUGGCCAUACCAAUGGAUAAUGAGGCUGUGAAUGUUCCGGGUGAUAAUUUUAACUUUUCCAAGGACAGUGACGCAGAAAACGUUUCUCUUAAAGAAAACAAUUUGUCUUCAGUGCAGAGUGAUGAUGCGUCUUUAAAGUUGUCGAACCAAGGGAUAAAAGUCGAUGGCGAAACUGAGCAAGCUUCUAGCUGACUUGGCGUUAAUAAAAUUGUACAAACUGAACAUUGGGUGGCAAAAUACCGUGGAAUUCACAUCCCUGAUUUUGUUCUUAGAUCAUUCGCAUGGCAACUUUCACUUGUUAGUUAUACUGGUUUGGAUGCCGCCUUUUAUGACCUACCUCCCUGCCUGUCUUAAGGCAGACCGUUUAUAAACAUUCCUUUUUUAUGUCAUUUGCGAGUAAGACGUGACUUUGAGUGGGAAAAGUGUCUUUAGCCUAGCGAACAUGUCUUAAAUCUUAAAUGUCUCCUUCGCAGUUUCAACUGUGCGGCAAUCACAGAAUUUCAUCAGAUUAUAUUUAUUUAAUUUUACAGCAUAAGAUGGGUGGCUGAUAAAAUCAUUCGUCUGACAUAGUUCCUUCAAAAGGCGGAUAGCACCGUGAGGUAAUGAUUUAUCCUCACAGCGUUCUCUGCCUUUGGAAAAACCAGGGCUUACUGGGAAGCUAAUGAGGUCUGAACGAGAUAAAGUAGUUUUCGACCUUCUACACCUGUCUUGCCCUAGUUUAUGCGUAAAUACGGUCCUUUCCUCAGUUUUUCCUUCCUUGAUGAAUAUUUUUCCGCGCAUUAGGCGCCGACGCUUCCGAGAGUCUGGUUGCACGGGACGAAAACUGCUGUAUGUGUCGCUCAGAAUCCCAAAGCCAGAACUUGCGAUCCCAUAAGUCCUGUCGGUCUCUGACCCAAGCAAACACAUUUGCUGGCGGCCUUACUGGUUUUUAUGCAUCGAAGGAAGUAGAAAUUUGUUAUCGUUGCGGCUGCUGUUACGGACUCGGGAGGAUUUUAGAAGGUGUGUAUGGUAUUUUAGUUUUUAUUGGACUGUUAGUUAUUUUGUUUUAAAGGCAUUUUAGAGCAAGUAGGCUAUAUAAAGAGUAGAUCGAAGCCAUUCACAGGAAGCGCGCGGUUCCAAGGAAUUCUUCUCACAGUAAGCUUUAAUGCUAAUAGCUGUUUGUGAGCUUUCUCGUCAGCUUAGUAACUUUUUUUAUUAAGAAUACUCUCGUUCGUUUUUAAUACCUACUUACCACUUUUCUGGCUUCGUAUAAGCGUACUUGUAAACCCUUGCACGGCUAGGCUUAGUAUGUCUAGUUUAUAAUUUUCGUUUUCUUAACGUAUAGCCCAUGACGGAGUUGUAUACUGUUGAAAAGAAAAAUGUAUGCAUACUAGAAAGACGUGUUUCGCAGAACCUUGCAAAGCUCAGAGAAAGGGGCAAUAGUUGGAAAUUGCUAAUGAGUGAAAAAGGCAAAAGCCAAAAGGAAAUGAAAGCGGAAAGACAAAGUUUAAAAUUUUCUUGAGCACAAUUCUUAUGAGCUUUAAUCCCUGCGAAAACAAAAAGGUAGAAGUCUAUUCAUAUUGUAGGUUUCGAGUGUUAGCUGCGUAUUUUCCUGAAGUUAUCCACUAUCACACCCGUUUCCUUUUGACGUGUAGGAGGGUCAAAUAGGAUGAACAUGGGACCUAUGAAACACUGGCUACCCUUCCUUAACAACACCAACCCCAUUUAAAUCCCAGAAAAUCCUUUUUAACGACAGAGCACUGUGUUCAAAUUUACUCCAACCAAAAGGAUGACUCCAAUAUUAGAGCCAGUGUUAACCCCCCCUCACCAGCUGUACAAUUUUUUCCAAUUCUAUCCCCCCACCCCUGAGGUUCACAAGGUUCUGUGAUACACGUAUUUCUGAAAGGUUUUGAGUUUUAUUGGGUGGGAAGACAAGUAGAAAAUUAUUAGUUAUUUUAAUGUGGCUUCUGUUCAUGCUUAAGGCUGGUUACGCAGUAGAAGACAUACUGGAAGUGAUCUAAAAGACGCCCAGGUCAUUUAUUGUAAUUUAGGGGCCCUAGGUGGAGGAUUAGGAGGGGUUUAAAUUAAUAACUGUGACAAGCUUCACAAAACUUGUAUGCUUUUAGCGAAAAUACCAGAAGGAAGUUUGAGGGAGAAUAACCAGUCCACCAUAUGCCUAGUCCCUCUAAGAGAUCUUCAUUGCUCUCGGUCUUUUCUGCUGUCAGAAUUGUUGUUCACCCAUCCUUACUUUAAACUUGACAUUAAACAAGAUCCAGUGUUUAAGCCCUUGUUAAUUAAGCAAGAAACUAAAUUUUGCACCUUUUAGCUAUUUAACUAUACAGUGGAUGCUCUCCUAACGGGCGCUCUCGUAAGCGGAAAGCUCUACUUAUGGCCACCUUCACAAAAUGGGUUUUUCUCAAUUCCCAUACAAACUCUGUAUUUUUAAAUUCCCUUAAGUGGCCAGCCCCAGUUACAAACACCUUUUUUGCGUCCCGAGGGUGUUCGCUUACAAGAGCUUCCACUGUAUGUUUAUAGCAUUUUUGAGAAAUUGUCAGGGGAGCAUCUAUUAGAAGAGAAUGUAAUGAUAACUUAACAUUGUAAAGGGGUGUGUUUAUUUGGGAAUGUUGGAUGGCUAGCUUUAGGAUGAAGGAUUGUAAGCUUGAGAUUGAUUGCCACAGAAACAACUGUCCUCAAUGUCAUGACGUACAUUUAAGAUUCCCUGCCAGAGUUAAUUCCAAUAAGCAAUGUAGCUGGAAAAGUAGUCACAGCUCAGAAAAUGAAAUUGCAACAAAAAGCAUCCUUUCUGAUAAAACAUUUCUGACAGCAGUGUGAAUUAUUGAGAAAAAGAGAAAAUUGACGCAAGCACGCCCUACCUGGCAGGCCCUCAAUAUUAGCUCUUGAGUCUCCCCUUCCCCUGGCACUGCCUAUUUUCACCUUUGGUGUCCCCUAAGAUCAACUACACAGUACCCUGAUUAUUUGUUCAUAAAUAAGUCACUACCAAACAAGUUAUUACUUGCAUAAGCAGAUGAGGUAAGGCAUGGGCUGGUAAGAUGCCAAACAUUUCACUACAGUAUUUACUCAAAUAAGCACUGGAUACUUAUUGAUUUUUCAAUGUGGGCUUAUUUGAGCAUGUUGAGGGCAGCACUUACAUAAUUUUUUUCAUACUACAUAAUUUUUCUUUCUUUUUCAUGGUGGGCGCAUUUACCUUUACUUUUAUGAGCAGUGAAAGUCGAAGGUGCAUAAAUAGUUUCCAACCCUUUGAAUGCCAACCCAGCGGCCGGUGGCCAUAUUGGACUUUUUCACAAGAAUGUAUUUUUCACAAGUUAAGAACUUUAAUGCUUUAUAACUUCUCUUUACAGUAAAAAUGUAAUUGAUAUGCCAUUAACUUGUGGAUGUAACUUCUUUACAAAUUUUGUGGCCAGCAGUUAACAUUAUUCCUUCUUACACCCUUUCAAACAGUAACGGACAAAAUUGCUGUGCCAGUGGAAAAAUAAAAGCAUACUAAGUCGAGGAUGUAUAUAUAUGCCCUCGGUAGUAGGGACUUUUCUUUUAGGACUUACAUGUAUAUAUACAUCCUUGGCAUUCAAAGAGUUAAGGUCCAUUUAGUGAUAUCAACAUUAACAAACAAAAAAUUUUUGAAAAUUAACAAGUGUUGGGAGGGUGCUGCACUUUUAAGGAGGUGGUACUUAUUUAUAUUUAUGCUUUGUAGAUGCAUCAUUGCUUAAUAUUUACAAUAUUUUAAAAUUUACGUUUGGUGCUUAUUUGAUUAAGUACCGUAGUGUUGCACAGGGGUUUCAAUAGUAGCUGGGUAGCGGGUAGAUCUACCCACUUGCAACGGGCCGAUUACCCGCUUGGAGCCUUCACAUGAACGUCAACUAAGACCAGAUAAUUUCACCUCAGCUUCGAAUUCUUGCCAAAAAAUUUGGCAAAAUAGGUUUUGACUGUGACUACUUCAUUGUAACAUAAUUCUCUUCAAAUUUGUUAAAAUUAGUUGACUUAGGAGCAAAAAAAUGAAACAACAAAGCAACAAAAAGAGACCUGAAAAUGCAUCUGCGAGAGUCUAGAACUUCAAAAUUUUCGGGCCUUCGGCAAAUAUACCUGCCUGUUACUCUUAAGUACCCACUUGUGCAAAAACUUAUUGAAACCCCUGGGUGCAUAAGUUUAACCCUACUGUUUAGUGAAUGUGAGGCUUUCAAUAGGCCAUUUCCGAGUUCCAAAAACUCUCACUUUGAAAAUAAGGCUAAGUUCAAAACCUCUUUUUGUGUGGAAAUGAGGAGGCUUGGGGAAACUUAGAAGUAGCCUAUUUACAAGACUUCACACUAUUAUGGAAAUCAUUUAAGGUAGAGCAAAAUUAAUGCUCUACCAGGUCCAUUAGUUCAAAUGUGGAAUAGUACUGUAUGUAUCCAGGAUGUGAUGACUCUAUUCAGUGGACAAUGCAGUUAGUUUCUUUGAUUAACACAUCCACUGGAAAUAGCAAUAGUACUGCCACCCAACUGUUGAACAGUGGGGAGCUUAUGCGGUGACAAUGGCAGUGAAAACAUCGUUAAAAAAAUUAAUUUGCGUCCUUUCCAACUUCAUAGCGUUUAUUUAGACCCACUCAAUUUGUCAAAUGUAGGCGACUUUUCGUGGAGUUGAAUUCUUAAGGACUUUAUCCAGGGUCAAAAAGAGGAAUUAAAAUUUGUUGUUGUAUGUUACAUCCUCCAUAAUAGUCAGCGCAUUGGGUUUCACCUCUUUGUCAGUUAGUGGAUGUCAAAGAAAUGUACUAAAAAGCGUGAUGCAUGUUCAGAGCUGUUGUUUUACUGUUAAAGCCAAUUAUUGUUUUAUUAUGUUGUCAUUUUCAAGGUUGCAUAGUUGCCUAAGGUCCCUAAUAUUGGGGACAGAUUUUUUCACUAGACUGUUAAUUUGACUUUAAAGUCCUCUUCUGGCUAACAUAUCUUAACCUGACCAAAGAGAAGUUGCAUGUAUACGGUCACAGUAUUCUUUGUUAGGAAAAGUAACAAAUACAUGUGAAAGAUAGUCACCAGAUAAAUGUAAAAGAAUUUGAAGUAAAACCACUGGGUGGUAAUAU
Messenger RNA from Porites lobata, 21652 nucleotides. Lineage: Eukaryota; Metazoa; Cnidaria; Anthozoa; Scleractinia; Poritidae. The record is from the annotation of a GenBank genome assembly.